AUACGGUUCACCUUGAUGGCAAAGUACCCAUCAAUUUUCUUAUCAUACCGACAACGCUGUCAUAAAUAAUCAUUCACCCUUUAGAAAACGAAAAAUGGGCGCCACAUAUACUGUACUGAAGAUUAUCAACAGCACGUCCACAGAUAUCGUCAAUAUUUCUAUUACAAAUUUCAAUGAAGCGCAUUUCUGGCCAGAAAAUAGUCCCCACAAGAAUUUUGACGGUAAGAAAAUUGAAGCGAAGAAAUCUUUAGAGAAUCCUAUCCAUCUAUACUCGCCUCGAUGGCAUUGUCCAUUUACAAUGACCUUUCAGUUUAAAGAUGAUGCCAAGGAUGUAAUUCGCAUCCACCCAAAAUGUGCAGAUACUUACAAGUGUGCGUUCAAACAUUUAAACAAAAACCACGACAUUAUUCACAAGCGAGAAGAAAAUACAAUUAUUAUUACAAUAGAAGGCGAGAACAAAAGUGAAGAUCGAGAAAAGGAAAGUAAAGAAAGCGAAGCCACUUUAGAAGAAAAACUUUUCAAUGAGGGUUUGCGUCUAGAAGCUGACGGUAAGGAAAAUGAAGCCAACGAAAAGUUCGCAGAAGCGAAAAAAGUCUGUGAGGAGAGUGGUGAUACAGAGAGCUUGCAUGUUGUCAACUUGAAGAUAACUGGGAAUAUUUUGUACAACAAAGGCAUAGAUUUGACAGAGGAAGUUCGGAAACUUUUCGAAAGUAAUACUGAAGCUGCCAUCAAUAAGGCCAAAGAAGCUUUAAACAAAUUUCAAGAAGCAAAAAGUAUAUUUGAAGAGGGUUUAAAAUACAGCACAUUGUUUUCCAGUAGUGUCGAAAUUACUGCACAACAGUGCGAAGAUAUGGAACAUCAGUUGCUUGAAGCAGAUCUCCAAGACUUACACGAAAACACUAAAAGAUUGAGCCUCAGUGAUGUUCAGAGACAAAACAAAAACACAGAGUAUUUACACACAGAAACGUUUGUUCAACAGAUCGAUGCUACCAUUAAAUAGAACUUUUUUUAAUGUUUUUGUCUGUUAUACUUACUCAGUUUAUUUAUGUUAGUUCUGAUUCUUGCAUUUGAAUAAAAAUUUCUGUUUCCUAGAUAA
Molecule: messenger RNA, 1096 nt
Organism: Zophobas morio
Lineage: Eukaryota; Metazoa; Arthropoda; Insecta; Coleoptera; Tenebrionidae
Exons: 2
Coding region: 95-1000 (301 amino acids)
Source: RefSeq, a predicted model, not a curated record